CCCUGCCCCGGAGCCAGAGCAGCGCCUUGGAGGGCCCGUGGAUCUGUGUCUUGCUUCAACAGUGUUUGGACGGAACAGACCCGGGGACUCCCACUUCAGCUUCCGGCCGCCUUACUUGUCUCUUCAGCCGCAGCCUCCGGGACCAUCUCCUCGCCGCCUUCGGCUCCUAGGACCAGCCUGCACCGUCCUCGCGGUCAGCCCCAUACUCCGGAUCAGCCAUGACCUCUCAGAUCCGUCAGAAUUAUUCCACCGAAGUGGAGGCUGCCGUGAACCGCCUGGUCAACUUGCACCUGCGGGCCUCCUACACCUACCUCUCUCUGGGCUUCUAUUUCGAUCGGGAUGACGUGGCUCUGGAGGGCGUAGGCCAUUUCUUCCGCGAAUUGGCCGAGGAGAAGCGUGAGGACGCCGAGCGUCUCCUCAAGUUGCAGAAUGACCGCGGGGGCCGUGCUCUCUUCCAGGAUGUGCAGAAACCAUUUCAAGAUGAGUGGGGUAAGACCCUGGAGGCCAUGGAGGCCGCCUUGGCCCAGGAGAAGAGCCUGAACCAGGCGCUCUUGGAUCUGCACGCCCUGGGCUCUGCCCGCGCAGACCCUCAUCUCUGUGACUUCUUGGAAAGCCACUUCCUGGAUAAGGAGGUGAAGCUGAUCAAGAAGAUGGGCAACCACCUGACCAACCUCCGCAGGGUGGCCGGGUCCCAGGCCGCGCAGACCGGUGCGCCCCAGACGGCUCUGGGCGAGUAUCUCUUUGAGCGCCUCACCCUCAAGCACGACUAGGAGGCCUCUGUGCCUUCAAGGGGCUCCCCCUGCUCUGCACCAGCCCCCCUCAGCCCACCUCGGGACGUCCCCCUGAAGGAACCCCUCAAGCCACCAGGCAGCUUCGUAACCGCUCUGGAGCCUCUCAAGUCUUGGACCAAGUGAAAAUAAAGCUUUUUGAGACAGCA
This is a messenger RNA of Apodemus sylvaticus (European woodmouse), 937 nucleotides long. RefSeq names its product ferritin light chain (gene Ftl). Gene Ontology annotation, molecular function: ferrous iron binding; ferric iron binding. Gene Ontology annotation, biological process: intracellular iron ion homeostasis; iron ion transport. The transcript has 4 exons. The coding region runs from base 219 to 770 and encodes 183 amino acids. The record is from RefSeq and is a predicted model, not a curated record. Gene Ontology annotation, cellular component: cytoplasm. Lineage: Eukaryota; Metazoa; Chordata; Mammalia; Rodentia; Muridae.